Molecule: messenger RNA, 1677 nt
Organism: Aspergillus heteromorphus CBS 117.55
Lineage: Eukaryota; Fungi; Ascomycota; Eurotiomycetes; Eurotiales; Aspergillaceae
Product: efflux pump antibiotic resistance protein
Exons: 1
Coding region: 1-1677 (558 amino acids)
Biological process (GO): transmembrane transport
Cellular component (GO): membrane
Molecular function (GO): transmembrane transporter activity
Source: RefSeq, a predicted model, not a curated record
AUGCCCUCCGAGCCCUACCCGACCCGGGAUGCAUCCCGAUCCCCAACCCCCGACCACCAUGACAAGGAAAAGGUCGCCGGCAUCCAAGUGACCCAGACCGGUCUCGAGUCGGUCCAGAUCUCGCGGCGCUCCUCCUUCUCCUUCCCCCAUCCCGGCAGCCAUCAAUUCCCUCCCGCCCCCCGGGAGGAUGGCGACGACCCCGAGAAAGACGCGCCCCCGCCCCGUCAGACGCAGGGCCGCCCGCCGGAGAUCAGCAGCCUCGGGGCGGAGAUCGUGCUGGUGAUGGUGUGCUCGGCCGGGCUGAUGCUGUUCUCGUUCCUGCUGGGCGACGUGCUGGCGCCGCAGCUGCAGUUUCGCCAGGCCCUCGGCAUCACCAACUCCUCGCUGCCCUGGCUCGUCGGCUCGUUCAACGUCGCCAACGGGCUGUCCGUCGUGGUGUCCGGCUCGCUGACCGAUCUGACGCCGCCCAAGUAUCUCAUGGUCGGGGCCUUCCUCUGGCUGAGUGGAUGGAACAUCGUCGGGGCCUUCUCGAUCGCCCCAUCGCGGUACGGGCUCUUCUUCGUGGUGCGCGCGAUGCAGGGGCUGGCCAUCGGGGUGCUGGUGUCGGGCAGCAUGAGCAUCCUGGGUCGCGUGUACAAGCCGGGGGUGCGCAAGACCCGCGUCUUCUCGGCCAUGGCUGCCUGUGCCCCCUUCGGCUUCUCCCUCGGCGCCCUCGAGGGCGGCCUGCUCUGCCAUCACCUCCCGUGGAUCUUCGGCUGCAACGCCCUCAUCGCCGCCCUCUGCGCCGUCGGGGCCUACGUCUCCAUCCCCCCGCUGCGCCCCGUGGCCGACACGGCCGGGGGCGAGGUGCCCUCGCUGCGGCAGUUCGACUGGCUGGGGGCGGCCCUGGCCAUCGGGGGCUGCGUGUGCCUGCUCUUCGGCCUCACGCAGGGCGGCGUGACGGACUGGUCCGGGUACACCUGCGGGCUGACGGGGGUGGGCAUCGUGCUGCUGCUCGCGCUCUUCAUCGUGGAGCGCUCCGUGCCCCGGCCGCUCAUCCCCACCCGGCUGUGGGCGACCAAGGGCUUCACCCCGCUGAUGAUCGCCUACUUCAUGGGCUUCGGCUCCUACUUCGGGGCCUGGCAGUUCUACGCCAUCCAGUUCUGGCUGCGCGUCCAGCACGCCUCCCCCCUCGAUGUCGCCCUGUACCAUCUGCCCAACGCCAUCUUCGGGGUGGUCGCCACCUGGGUGGUCAGUCGGACCCUCCAUCUGGUGCCGGGCCACUACAUUUACACCGUCUCCAUGUUGGCCUUCACCAUGGGCCCGGCCUUCUUCCUGCCCCAGUCCGCCGGCACGCCGUACUGGGAACUGUCGCUGCCGGGCAUCUCGCUGGUCACCUUCGGCCCGGACCUGGCCUUCGCCGCCGCCUCCAUCUUCAUCACGGGCACGGUGGCACGCUCCUUCCAGGGCAGCGCCGGCAGUCUGCUGGUGACGAAUCAGAACCUGUCAUCCGCCAUCAUCACCAGCCUGGCCGAUGCGAUCGGCACGCGCGUCGACACGCAGGCGGACGGCAGUGUCGGGCUGCAAGGGCCGCGGGCCAUCUGGUGGUUCGCCCUGGGAUGCCAGCUCGUGGCGGCGUUUAUCACGGUCACCUGGGUGCGCAUUCCCCAGGAGGAGGAGAAAGACCACGUUACCUGA